Molecule: messenger RNA, 3976 nt
Organism: Xiphias gladius (swordfish)
Lineage: Eukaryota; Metazoa; Chordata; Actinopteri; Istiophoriformes; Xiphiidae
Gene: adamtsl5
Product: ADAMTS like 5
Exons: 12
Coding region: 520-2271 (583 amino acids)
Biological process (GO): extracellular matrix organization
Cellular component (GO): extracellular matrix
Molecular function (GO): protein binding; metalloendopeptidase activity
Source: RefSeq, a predicted model, not a curated record
CGCUCACACAGCCGAGGACGGCGCAGCGCUGCCGGUGACUCUCUCCGCUCCUCACCGCGCGCACCUCGGACCUGUUCGGUCUGAGAGGAAACAGGCACUGGAGCUACCUGCUGCCACGGGAGUGUCUUAUCCGCGCAGGACUGAGCAGACGUGAAAAAUCACCUGCCUGGAGGCGACAGUAAGACUCUCUCUCACACUCCAGGGACACAUUUGACAUUGUUUCCCAUUUGGAGUAACCUGGAUGCGACCCACGGCUGAGGGGCUUCUGCUGUAAAGAAGAAACCAACUUUUCUGCGCCUGAAUGUCCGGCAGGAGAUUGCGUCUUAUUUACACUCUGCGUGUCCCGAAAGAAGGAUCUGAUGCGCUGGGAUUUGGGAACUGAGUAAAACAGCUGUUUGGAUGGAAGAGUGCUGCAGCUGAGAGAGAAAGAGAAGAGAAGAGUUACUUUAAAGCGUCCCUUUAAAAAGAAGAAGAGGAGGAGUAGGACGAAGAAGAAGCUCGGGAGAGAGUUGGACAUGGAUGGUGUUGGGUCUGAAACCCGUGUGUCGGAGCAGCCUGCAGCUGGGAUGCACUGUGCACCUGAGCCGCGACGUUUCACGCCAUGAUACGGGAACGAAACUGCACCUGACCGUGAAUGUAACAUUACCUGAACCCGAAUCCACGAGGAUCUACUAUGUUGUCUCCACUGACCAGUCCUCCUGGGUUUCUGCGUGGGGUCCCUCUGGCGAGGCCUCGUCGGGACGUCCAGCACGUGCCCGACGGCAGCUGCACUUCAGGAACGAGUGGGCGACGUGGAGCGUCUGGUCCGUCUGCUCCCGCAGCUGCGGGGCCGGAGCCUCAGUGCGGACACGCACCUGCAUCACCAGGAACCCAGUGGGUGGACCGUGUGCAGGAGAUCCCAGACAGUACAAGAUCUGCAACACCAAGGAGUGUCCUCCCGGCUCUGAGGAUUUCAGAGAGAUGCAGUGUGCUGCCUUCAAUGACAGACCGCUAGUGGCUGGAAACUCCUUCAGAUGGACCACCUUUCACGGAGGCUCGGACCCCUGUGAACUGAGCUGCCUGGCCCUGGGUCACAACUUCUACUACAACUUCGGCCGUGUGCUCGAUGGCACAGCCUGCGACAAGGAGCCUGGAGCGGUGUGUGUCAACGGACACUGCCUGAAGCCUGGCUGUGACUCCGUCCUGGGUUCAAAGCAGCAGGAGGACGCCUGCAUGGUGUGUGGAGGACAAAACACCACCUGCCUGCACCACAAGAGCGUGUACCAGAGCGACGGUCUGGAGGCAGGCGGACCUUUUGGAUACAACGAAGUGGCCAUGAUACCAGCUGGCGCCACUCACAUCCGAGUCACCGAUAACAGCAGGAAUUAUCUAGCCCUCCAGAACGGUCGCUCCCAGUUUGUGAUCAAUGGCAACUGGAAGAUUAGUGUUCCGGGCGAGUACAGCGUAGCCGGGACCAAGCUGCUGUACCGGCGUUCGGCGGACACCUGGGAGAGCUUCGAGGUGCCGGGACCUACCCAGGAAGACCUCCAUCUAAUGGUGCUGGCAACAGACAGAAACCCGGGCAUCGAGUACGAGUACUGGCUGCCACCGGACCGGUACGCCCUGUUCCACGGGGGGAGGAGUCCGCUGCGUCAGGCUCACCACACUGCCAGCUACCUCCCCUGGGAUCAACCCACCACUACGACCACCACUGCCUCCACUACCACCACCCGGCCUCCCCCAGUCACCACCCGUCCCCAGUGGUUUUUAAGGCCUGUGAAGCCGCACAACCACAACCGCCACCAGCGCCCCCGUCAGCCCAUCCUGCCCCGCCUGGAGCGGGAGGAGAACCACAGAAAUCUCCUGCCUCAACCCUCGCCUGGAAGACAUUGCAGAAAAUGUCAGCGCGUUAAAGGUCGAAGGGAACGCCAGAGACAGUAUUGUCAGAAGGACUUUGUUUUCCGGGCCAGAGUCCUCGGGAAGCUGUAUAGAGGCGAGGAGACGCGUUACGAUGUCCAGAUCAUCCACACCUACCGCAACCGCUUCCAUCUGGAGCACAGGGAGUUCCUGUGGGUCCCUAAUGUGUGUGACUGCCCUCAGCUGGAGGAGGGGAAACAGUAUAUACUCAUGGUGCGUCGGCACAUCAACUAUGAGCACACGCUAAACCGCAUCCUGCUGGAGGAGGAGAGCUACGUGGUGCCGUACAGACCCAGAGAGGACGAACUGCUGCGACCGCUCGAAAGACUCUGCAGCAACAGAGGACCCAAACAGCCGGCUGAACUGCGGGGAUGAGUGUUGAGACGACGUGUGCGUGAACGUCAGGGAAUGAAGCUCACGCUGAAGCUUUAUUCACUUCCAAUGUUUCAUUUCUGGACCCUUCAACACAUCUUCAGGCUGCGUGUGAUCCAUGCGGUCAAAGCGACGGCCUGAUGGUUGCCAGAGUGGUGUCACUGGAGAGCGAUGACAGUUGGACCGUCGGAUUCAACCUCAUUGGAAACUCACCACAUUAAGAAACCAAAAAGACUCCAAGUUUAUUUAAAAGCCUGACCAGCUUACUGUACCAUAUAGAGCACUUUAGGCGGACGAUGGUGCCGCCUGUAAGCACAUACCAAAGAGAAGAACAUUGACUGAAAUGGCCUUUCUGUUAUUGCUGAUUUUACACACCUGUCAUUUUAUUUUUUUAUACUAUUGGAUUUUUGUGCGCGUAAACUUAAAGGAAAAAUUCACCUCAAAACACUUAAAACGCUACUUAAAUACCAUCAAACACAAUUUUUGUCUUUGUCUUCUUCUGCUUCUUUGUGGGGAUACAUUGCCCUAAAUCAUUUGUUAGGACCUUUCCAGAUAUCUCCAGCAGCUCAGCAGAGAGUGAGUUUGUCUUUCUAGAUCUGCCAUAACAUAACCGACGUCCAUAGCAUACAGUAUCAUUAAAUUAUGCACGAGAGUCUAGUGUUUCUGUGGUGAGGAGCAUUGAGGAUAUCAUUUAAUUUAAAAAAAAAAACCUUGAAAUGGGAAUUUUUAGCCAGGAAAAAUACCUCCAGAACCAGCUGAUCUUCCCACUUCAGCACUCUAUUUCUCCACCACAGCCACAGAAAACAAAAAUGCAAUGCAGAUACAACCAUUUAACAGAUUCUAACUCUGUUACCAGUCUUUCUUUCAAACAGUACGUGUAACUGCAGCUUAAUGCGACCAAUUCAAGUACAUUUUCUGGACUGCGUUUUUUUUUUGUUUUUUUUUUAAAGGCAUCUUGGAAGAGUAAGAAAACAAACUGAAAUAUUGCAAAAGAAAAAAAAUGUUUGCAUUUGCCAAAAAACAAAAUGUGCAGUCACAAAAUACCGAACAUCGCAGACCGAUGUUCAACUGCAUGAUAGGUUUUUAAGGUGGAUUUCUCCUUCAGCUUUUACUCAAGAUAUCUAACAACAUAUUGCUUCACUAUGUAUUUAUGUAUAAAAAGAAGCUUAAAUCAUAACACAUUACUUUUGUGUCACUUGUUUAAUGUCGUUCACAGUGUUUGUGUUGCUCCUUUGUGAUAUUCAUUUUUUUUUAUAGUGUGUUCAAUCAGAUCUGCUUUGUGAUACUUUACAUGAAAGACUAUAUGAAAUAUUCAGUAUUUUAUUGUGCGGCACUGAUUAACUGCAAAUAUACUAAACCGUAAUUGUUUUGAGAGACCUUGAAGUCUGUUCAGUAGUUAACUACUGUGCCUUUUGUUAUGCAUUUGAAAUAUCACAUUUUCUCACAAACCUCAUCUACGUGUGAGAUGAUAAAGCCCCACUUUUUCGUGAUGUAAAAUUAUCAUAGAAGUUCACAAAAAAAAAAAAACAACCACUGCAACUUAAUUUGGAAGCAAAGUUAAUUACACACGUGUUUAAGGGGUUUUUGCCAUUCAACGCGCAGCGCACAGUUGAACAAACCAGACAUGAGAACAGCAAAGUUUGUAAGAAAAAAAUGUAUUUUUACAAAAAAGUUUUACAUCUACAACAAAGGAAACACUCUAAACUAC